Messenger RNA from Diatraea saccharalis (sugarcane borer), 567 nucleotides. NCBI's taxonomy places the organism in Eukaryota, Metazoa, Arthropoda, Insecta, Lepidoptera, Crambidae. The record is from the annotation of a GenBank genome assembly.
CAGAUCCUUCAACACUAACAGCAAAAAUGAAAUCUUUCAUAGUUCUCGCCUGCCUGGUCGCCGCGGCGCUCGCCGUUCCCGUGGACCCGAAGGAUGCCACCAUCGUCAGAUACGACUCGGACAACAUCGGAGUUGACGGAUACAAAUACGAGUUCCAAACCAGCGACGGAACGUCAGCCCAGGAGCAAGGACAGUUGAAGAACGUGGGCACAGAGAACGAGGCGAUCGAGGUCCGCGGCCAGUUCUCGUACACCGGUCAGGACGGGCAGGUGUACACCGUCACCUAUGUGGCCAACGAGAACGGCUUCCAGCCCCAGGGUGCCCAUCUGCCCCAACCCUGAACAUCCACAACACUAGUCACACACUAUACGACUGAUUAGCUAAUAAUAAAAUGUUUACGAUAAUAAUAAAAUCUUUUAAUUAUAUUUGAACAAUUUUGCAUUCACAAUGCUAUAAAAAUCGCUUUGUCGUAUCUCAAAGUGUCAGGGACAAAGUUAUUUUUUAAGCCAAUUUUCAUUAAGAUUGUCUUUUAUUAUGUUCAAAUACAUUCUAUUAGAACUAACACUA